UCUUCUCUCAACUUUGCGUAUGCUGUCUCAAACGCCUGGUUUAAAAGGAAAAAAAAAAAAGAGUUUCUAGAAGAGAAGCAACGUAGUAAUAGGUAGGUGCGCACAUUCCAUUCUGAUUGCCGGAGGUAGUUACAGCUGCCAAUCUCGUGCUCCUCCAGUCCACCAAUUAUAUAUCCCACUCCGCAUCAGUUCAGCCCCUCCACGCCUAUCGCGUUACACUAGAGAGAGAGAGAGAGAGAGAGAGAGUGAGUGAGUGAGUAAGCGAGCAGAACUAGAAAUGGCACCGACGACGCUGACGGCCCUGGCGAAGGAGAAGACCCUGAACGCUAAGUUCGUUCGCGACGAGGACGAGCGUCCCAAGGUGGCGUACAACAACUUCAGCGACGUGAUUCCGGUGAUCUCCCUCAGCGGGCUCGACGAGGUCGAAGGGCGGAGGGCGGAGAUCUGCGAGAAGAUCGUGGCGGCGUGCGAGGACUGGGGGGUUUUCCAGGUGGUCGAUCACGGCGUCGACGCCGGGCUCAUCUCCGACAUGACCCGGUUGGCUCGGGAGUUCUUUGCCUUGCCGCCGGAGGAGAAGCUCCGGUUUGAUAUGACCGGGGGGAAGAAGGGCGGGUUCAUUGUUUCUAGCCAUUUGCAAGGAGAAGCAGUGCAAGACUGGCGUGAGAUCGUCACCUAUUUCUCAUACCCACUCCGGGCCAGAGACUACUCAAGGUGGCCUGACAAGCCCGAGGGGUGGAUCUCAGUGACCGAAAAAUACAGCGAAAAACUCAUGGAACUUGCCUGCAAACUGCUGGACGUGUUGUCUGAGGCAAUGGGUUUGGAGAAAGAUGCACUGACAAAGGCAUGUGUGGACAUGGACCAGAAGGUGGUGGUCAAUUACUACCCCAAGUGUCCGGAACCAGACCUCACUCUUGGACUCAAGCGCCACACCGAUCCGGGUACUAUCACCCUUUUGCUUCAGGAUCAGGUUGGUGGGCUUCAGGCCACUAGGGAUGGUGGGAAGAAUUGGAUCACUGUUCAGCCUGUUGAUGGCGCUUUCGUUGUCAACCUCGGCGACCAUGGUCACUUUCUGAGCAAUGGGAGGUUCAAGAACGCGGAUCACCAAGCUGUGGUGAACUCGAAUUACAGCAGACUGUCCAUAGCCACGUUCCAAAACCCAGCUCCGGACGCAACCGUGUACCCGUUGAAGGUCAGAGAAGGUGAGAAGCCAAUAAUGGAGGAACCCAUCCCCUUCAGUGAAAUGUACAGGAGGAAGAUGACCAAGGACCUCGAGAAUGCCAGGCUAAAGAAGCUGGCCAAGGAGCAGAGCUUGGAGAAAGCCAAAUUGGAGGCCAAGCCCAUUGAGGAGAUUUUUGCUUAGACCCCCCUUUGCUAGUUGCCAUGGAUCAUUGAUGGGCUUUCCUUUUCCCAAGUCAAGUGGGCACUUUCUGACUUCUUUUUGAUGUAAUGUGGGAUUUGAGCCAUGUUAUAAUGCAAAUAAAUAAGUUGCCCCACUUCUAA
Messenger RNA from Rhododendron vialii, 1500 nucleotides. Its product is annotated as naringenin,2-oxoglutarate 3-dioxygenase. Bases 278 to 1360 code for a protein of 360 amino acids. The transcript has 3 exons. The record is from RefSeq and is a predicted model, not a curated record. Lineage: Eukaryota; Viridiplantae; Streptophyta; Magnoliopsida; Ericales; Ericaceae.